This is a messenger RNA of Oryzias latipes (Japanese medaka), 3407 nucleotides long. It is a transcript of the gene erap1b, whose product is annotated as endoplasmic reticulum aminopeptidase 1b. Gene Ontology annotation, biological process: proteolysis; peptide catabolic process. Gene Ontology annotation, cellular component: membrane; cytoplasm. The record is from RefSeq and is a predicted model, not a curated record. NCBI's taxonomy places the organism in Eukaryota, Metazoa, Chordata, Actinopteri, Beloniformes, Adrianichthyidae. Gene Ontology annotation, molecular function: zinc ion binding; metalloaminopeptidase activity; peptide binding.
CUGCAUAAAUACAUUGUUGUGAUGGAAGAAGUGAAAGAAGCGCGAAAUCGAAAGUACAAUUCUCCCAGCCUUUUGUCCCCUGAAUUAGCUGAAUGACCAUUUAUUGUGGAUAAUUCCAAGCUGCCUUCUUUGCCACCAUGUUUCCUCUCCUGCUCCUACUCUUUGCUCUGCUCCCUUCAUCUCAUGGAGCUCAAAUACCAAGUCCAGACCAACCCAAGGAGAUCCCAGUAGCCACAAAUGGCCAGCUGUUUCCCUGGGACCGCAUGAGACUCCCCAAAACCAUCUCCCCACUCCACUAUGACCUGAGCCUCCACCCCAACCUCACCACCCUGGACUUCACCGGCGUCGUUCGCAUAGACCUGGACGUGCACGAAGACACCAGCGUUGUGGUUCUCCAUGCAAAGAAAAUGUACAUAUCAAGCGCGCUGUUGCUCGCGCCAGCGGGCACGAGGGUCCUCCAGGUUCUGGAGUAUCCUCGCUUUCAUCAGCUCGCCUUGAUGUCUGACGUGGUGCUGACCAAAGGCAGGAAGUAUGAGGUCCAGCUGGAGUUUGCUGCAAACCUGUCUGACAGCUACCAUGGGUUCUACAAGAGCAGCUACCGCACCAGCACCGGGGAGGUCCGGGUCAUGGCAUCAACACAGUUUGAGGCGACCUUUGCUCGUGGGGCCUUUCCCUGUUUUGAUGAGCCCGCCUUCAAAGCCAACUUCACCAUCCGGAUUAUUAGAGAGCCACGCCACAUUGCCAUUUCCAACAUGCCCAAGGUGAGGACAGUGGAGUUACCAGGCGAUCUACUGGAGGAUCACUUUGACACGACGGUGAGGAUGAGCACCUACCUGGUGGCCUACAUCGUGUCUGACUUCCAGUCGGUGAGCAGGACCACCCAGCACGGAGUGAAGAUUUCCAUCUACGCUGUUCCAGAGAAGAUCAACCAGACAGCCUUUGCACUGGAUGCUGCUGUUAAGCUGCUGGACUUCUAUGAUGACUACUUCGACAUUCCUUACCCACUUCCCAAACAGGACUUGGCCGCCAUCCCUGACUUCCAGUCUGGAGCCAUGGAGAACUGGGGGCUGACCACCUAUCGAGAGACCGGCCUCCUCUUCGAUCCGGACAGGUCCUCCGCCUCCGACAAACUGGGCAUCACCAAGGUGAUCGCUCAUGAGCUGGCUCACCAGUGGUUUGGAAACCUGGUGACGAUGGAGUGGUGGAAUGACCUGUGGCUCAACGAGGGCUUUGCCAAGUUUAUGGAGUUUGUCUCCCUGGACAUCACCUACCCAGAACUGCAAGUGGAUGACUUCUUCUUGGGAAAAUGUUUCGAAGCUAUGGAGGUGGACUCGCUCAGCUCCUCCCACCCAGUCUCCACCCCCGUGGAAAACCCCACACAGAUCCAGGAGAUGUUCGACGAUGUGUCCUAUGACAAGGGAGCCUGCAUUCUGAACAUGCUGCGUGACUUUCUCACUCCUGAGGCCUUUGAGAUCGGCAUCAUCCGAUACCUGAAGCGCUUCAGCUAUCAGAACACUGUCAACAGCCACCUCUGGGAGAGCCUGACUGACAUCUGCAGCUCAGAUGAUUUGGACGAAGGCCGAAUGAAGCACAAAGAGUUUUGCUCCAAACGCAAAGACGAGUCUGGAGCCUCUAAGUGGUACUCGGGUGAUGAGCUGGAUGUCAGGGCCAUCAUGGACACCUGGACGCUGCAGGAGGGCUUCCCGCUGGUCACCGUGGAGGUCAAAGGGCGGGAGGUCAGGCUGAGUCAGGAGCGCUUCCUUAGGACGGACAACCCCUCCCUCACUGAAGGGUUCUUGUGGCAGAUCCCGUUGACGUACAUGACCAGCGCCUCCCGCUCCGUCCACCGUUUCCUUCUGAAAACAAAAUCUGACGUCCUGUACCUGCCAGAGGAGGUGGACUGGGUGAAGUUCAACGUCAACAUGAGCGGCUACUACAUGGUCCACUAUGGCGGUGGGGGCUGGAACUCCAUCAUCUCCCUGCUGCAUCACAACCACACAGCCCUGAGUGGCAACGACCGGGCCAGCCUGAUCCACAACGUCUUCCAGCUGGUCAGUGUAGAGAAGGUGAGGCUGGACACGGCCCUGGAGCUGUCCCUUUACCUGUCCAGAGAGACGGAGAUCAUGGCGGUCUGGCAGGGCUUUGGGGAACUUGUACCUCUCUACAAACUGAUGGAGAAGCGAGACAUGCCUGAGCUGGAGAACCAGAUGAAGAGCUUCAUCGUGGAUCUGUUUCGGGGGCUGAUCGAUCAGCAGGAGUGGAACGACUCUGGCUCGGUGUCCCAGCGAGUGUUGAGGAGUUACCUGCUGCUGUUCGCCUGCGUCAGGAAUUACAGUCCCUGUGUGACCAAAGCCACGCGGCUUUUUAACCAGUGGAGGGAUUCUGAUGGCACCAUGAGCCUCCCUGUGGACAUCACCAUGGCCGUGUUUAUGGUUGGAGCUCGCACACGGGAGGGGUGGGACUUCCUGUAUGAGAAGUACCGCACGUCUCUGCAGAUGUCGGUGAAGAGCCGCUUGAAGUGGGCCAUGGCGGUAACAACGAUGACGGACAAGCUUCAGUGGAUGAUGGAGCAGAGCCUCAACGGGGAGGUGAUGAAGACCCAGGACCUCCCAGAUGUGAUCAUCUCUGUCGCCAGGAAUCCUCAUGGCUUUAAACUGGCGUGGGACUUCCUCAGAACCCACUGGCACACGCUGAUUCAGAAGUUUGACCUGGGAUCCAGCACUAUAUCCCACUUGGUAGCCGGAGUAACCAACCAGUACUCCACCAGAGAGAUGCUUCACGAGAUACGAAGCUUCUUCGACUCCCUGACAGAAGAGGCGGGUUCUCAGAUGAGGUGCAUCCAGCAGAGCUACGAGACCAUCGAGGACAACAUCCGCUGGAUGGACAGGAACCUUCCUCUGCUGCAGGCCUGGCUGAACAAACAUGGCAGCAGAAACCACCAUCAGGAGUUAUGAGGGGGGGUUAAGGGGUCACAGAAGCCAAAACAGAAGCAGGUCGAUGAUAGAAUUUCUAUAUUUUUACUUGAUGAAAAAGGUUUUACCUGAUGUAUUUUUUUUGAACGGGAACUAAAGUAUGAAAAUUAAUUUAUGCCAAUGGAAAGGUUUAGGGGUUUUGACAAAUUUAAAAAGGAAUUAUUGCAUAAUUUAAAUACAUUUUAAGUGCAUACGAUUGUAGCUUAAUUGGAUUAAAGAUUUUAAUUUUUUGUGAUGUAUUUUAGGCACAAAUUUGGGACCUGGACACUUUUUCUAAGAUUGAUCCUGAUGUGUUUCUGUGGGUUUGUGUUAACGGUAGGUUUUGCUGUGGGGGGCUAUGUUCAACAGCACUGACGUCUGAAUUUCUGUGAUUUUUGUUUUUAUUGCACUAUUUUUUUAAUGCUACAAAAAUUGUAAAUAAAAAAAAAGACUUUA